UCACCGACGACGGUCUAGGGCAUGGGCUCUGACCCCAACCGCCCCACAGGAGGCCGGCGUAUGCCUAUGCCGUCACCCGGCUCACCGGCAGCUAGCAUAAAGACGUUCAUCGCAUCUCGAUUUUCGCAACUCGAUCCUUUCUAACACGCCGUAGUCUUCGACCGCCGCGAUGGCGCCACCCAGAGCGCCACCCCCGGCGACAAAGUACUUCUGGGGCGACUCCCCGGAGCCUGACGAGCACUACGCCUCGCUGGGGCUGCGCCACACCGAGUCCUACUACCAGUCCCCCUGCGGCCGCCUCUUCACACACUCCUUCCACCCGCUCUCCGCCGCGCACGACGGCGACGUGAAGGCCGUCGUGUUCAUGACGCACGGAUACGGCUCCGACACCUCCUGGCUCUUCCAGUACAUCGCCAUCAGCUACGCGCAGUGGGGGUAUGCCGUGUACUGCGCCGACCUCCUCGGCCACGGCCGCUCCGACGGCGUCCACGGCUACCUCGGCGACAUGGAGUCCGUCGCCAGGGCGUCCAUGUCCUUCUUCCUCUCCGUCCGGAAGACCACCGCGUACGCGCCGCUCCCGGCCUUCCUCCUCGGCGAGUCCAUGGGAGGCGCCGCUACCCUGCUCAUGUACCUCCGCUCCCCGCCGGACGCCGGGUGGACGGGGAUCAUCUUCUCCGGGCCGCUGUUCCUCAUUCCGGAGAAGAUGUACCCGUCCCGCCUGCGGCUGUUCCUCUACGGCCUCCUCCUUGGGUUCGCCGACACCUGGGCCGUGCUCCCGGACAAGAGGAUGGUGGUCAAGGCGAUCCGGGACCCGGAGAAGCUCAAGGUCAUCGCGUCCAACCCGAGGCGGUAUUGCGGCGCGCCGCGGGUGGGCACCAUGCGGGAGCUGGCCCGCAUCACGGAACUGCUCCAGGAGAGCUUCGGGGAGGUGACGGUGCCGUUCCUGGCGCUGCACGGCACCGACGACGGGGUCGCCGCGCCGGAGGGGUCCAAGAUGCUGUACGAUCGCGCGCCGAGCGAGGACAAGUCGCUCAUCCUGUACGAAGGCAUGUACCACUCGCUCAUCCAGGGGGAGCCGGACGAGAGCCGCGACCGCGUGCUCGCCGACAUGCGCGCCUGGAUCGACGAGCGCGUCCGCCGCUACGGCAGCGCCGCCGUCCCCGCUCCGGCCUAGAGCACGACACAAACAAGGCGGCGACGUACUGUGUGCACAUUUUCUCCUUCUUUAUUCUCUGCUUCAUCUCGUAAAGUUCUACGGAGGUGAUGUUAUUUGUGUUCCAUUUGCCCCUAAUGAUCUGAAAAAAAGGUGAAAGAUUAAGGAUCUGAAUCUGAUAACGGCAGCAAUAUUUCCAUUA
This is a messenger RNA of Lolium perenne, 1355 nucleotides long. RefSeq names its product caffeoylshikimate esterase-like. The record is from RefSeq and is a predicted model, not a curated record. Lineage: Eukaryota; Viridiplantae; Streptophyta; Magnoliopsida; Poales; Poaceae.